AUGUUCGUAGUGACUGAUGAGGGGGUUGACGAUCGAGAAAAUGAGGAUUUAUAUGCAUGCUACUACAGUGAGCAUGAACGUAGAGACAAGUUUCGGCGAUUUAAUGCUCGUAGUCCUAAAUUUGGAGGCGAGGAUGGCCCCCUAAAGGCCAGACUCUGGGUUCUUAAGUUGGAGAGAUUGUUUAAGUUUUUAGAUUGCUCCGACGAAGAAAAUGUUUCGUUUGCCACUAUCAUGCUCGAAAACGAUGCUAUCGAUUGGGCGAUUUGGCUGGAAAAAAAUGUAGCUCCUCCAAUCACAUGGAAGGACUUCAAGAAGGAAUUCCUUGAAAGGUACCAUCCAUCUUGGAUGCAGAAAGAAAACUUUACUAUGCUCUGCAAGCUGGUACAAGGAGAUAAAACUGUGGUUGAAUAUGAUAAAGAAUUUGAUAGAUUGUUUCAUCUUGCCGGUGAGUGCAUUCAAAAUGAUGCAAUGAAAUCUUCCAUGUUUUUCAAUGGUUUGAGGUCUGAAUUCAAGCUAAAAAUUGACAGCAUGCAGUACGCCGAUAUUAGAGAUGUGGCAAUAAAAUUGGAGCGAGACUUUGUUUAG
Molecule: messenger RNA, 585 nt
Organism: Momordica charantia (bitter melon)
Lineage: Eukaryota; Viridiplantae; Streptophyta; Magnoliopsida; Cucurbitales; Cucurbitaceae
Source: RefSeq, a predicted model, not a curated record